Messenger RNA from Selaginella moellendorffii, 693 nucleotides. RefSeq names its product serine/threonine-protein kinase AtPK1/AtPK6-like. Gene Ontology annotation, biological process: protein phosphorylation; mitotic spindle organization; regulation of cytokinesis. The transcript has 2 exons. The coding region runs from base 1 to 693 and encodes 230 amino acids. The record is from RefSeq and is a predicted model, not a curated record. Gene Ontology annotation, cellular component: spindle midzone; spindle pole centrosome; chromosome passenger complex. NCBI's taxonomy places the organism in Eukaryota, Viridiplantae, Streptophyta, Lycopodiopsida, Selaginellales, Selaginellaceae. Gene Ontology annotation, molecular function: ATP binding; protein kinase activity.
AUGCACUCAAGAGGGGUCGUCCAUAGCGACCUCAAACCUUACAACAUCUUUGAGAGGCUCAACGCUAGUGCAGUGGACGAAGUGAUGAUUGGAGAUUUUGGCAUGGCCACAGACAAACAAUGGGAUAUGCAGCAGUAUUGUGGAACAGCGAAGUACAUGGCACCCGAGGUGGUAGCGGUGAAGAGUGAUGGAGCAAGCUACACGGCAGCCAUGGAUGUGUGGGGGCUGGGAGUCAUUGCUUAUGAGCUGCUGAGAGGGUAUCAAUCGAGAGUCGAAUUUGAUUUUCUGAGAGCCAGAGCAUUCCUGAUUGGUUUUGCGUCAUGUGAAGCAAAGGAUCUCAUCCAGGGAAUGCUAGUUGUGGAGCAGAGCAAGAGGACCCUCGCAGCACUGUCGGCUCUCGCGGAUUUUGAGGAAGGCCACACCCGAGCUAGGAAUCGCCACUCCAGCGGUGAGUCCGCACUCGCGAGCUUGCACGCCAAGUGUGGGAGCCUGGAUGCUGUUCGAGAAGAACCGCGAGAGGGAUCUAGAAUGCGGUGGUUGGAGGGGAUCUCCCCGAAUGGAGCUCCACUGCUCGAGCGGGGGAUGUUCUACGCGGGGUGGCUGAGCCGCGAGCACUACCGGUUUGUGGUGGAGCUGCUCGGGCGGUGUGGGGAGGCGCUGCUCCGCAGUAUGCCGCUGGAGCCCCAUGGGUGA